AAUAUUAAUUCCUUCUAGAUUAAGGUAAAGUAUACAUUACCUUUUUCUCAAAAAGAGAGGGAAAAAAAAAAUUAAUGGGCUGUUUGGGCUUAUACAGCCCAAAACAUUGCACUAAUUAGAAAUCCAGCCCAGCAAAAGACACAUCAUGACCCACACCAAGAUAUAUUCCUGUUUGGAACUCCACAGCGGAUCCAUUUGGUGUCACAGCAAGGGCUUCAUAAGAAUCAUAACGGUCCUGCCAACGGGUUCCCGCUCAGAAAGGGGUGGUUACUCUAUGGAACAGGAACACCACCACCACCAGGCUUUCCCUCCUAACAACCAGAGGUCUCUAAGAACCUUAUCCACCACCACUCUGGGAGAGAGAUGACCCACACCAUCCCCUCCCUCAUCUUCAUCUUCUUCAUCCUCUUCAUUCUCUACCUCACCUUCUCGUCCCGUCCUCCGACCGCUCUCCGUCUCGCCUACCUCUCCAACACCUUUUCGAACACCACUUCUUCGACCCCAAUCUGUGACUAUUCCUCCGGAAAUUGGGUCUGGGACAUUACUAUCCCUCUCAGCUCUUACUCCGAGUCUUGUCGCUUCCUCGACCCCGGCUUCCAAUGCCGGAAUAAUGGCCGCAAUGAUACCCAGUAUCUCAAUUGGCGGUGGCAGCCUUCCCAUUGCGACCUUCUCAGAUUCAAUGCAAGGGCGAUGUUGGAGAGGAAUAGAAACAAAAGGAUUGUGUUUGUCGGGGAUUCGAUUGGCCGGAACCAAUGGGAGUCUCUGCUGUGUAUGCUUGCAAGUGGAGUUGAGAACCAGUCUAGCAUCUAUGAGCUUCAUGGACUUCCUAUUAGCAAACACACAGGAGCUUUCUUUGUUAUGAGAUUCGACGAUUUUAAUCUCACUGUUGAAUAUUACCGUACUCCUUACCUCGUGCUCAUCCAGCCACCACCGCCUGAUGCUGACGUGCAGGUUCGCAAGGUCAUACAUGUCGACAAGAUGCAAUGGCAGUCCAAGUAUUGGGUCAAUGCAGAUGUGCUCAUCUUUCAUGUUGGUCGCUGGUGGGGUUCUACAAAGAUAACGAUGAAGGGACACUACUUUCAGGAAGGUGAAACUAUUAACAUGACAAUGGAUGUGAAGGAAGGGUUCAGGAGAUCUCUGCAAACAUGGAAGCAAUGGGCUGUUUCAAAUCUCAAUCAGGAGAAGACCCUUGCAUUCUUCAACAGCUAUUCUCCUUCGCAUUUCAGGCGAGCAAGUUCCAAUGAAUUGUCGAAGAAACUUAAUUCAAUCCAAUGGCCUGACCUUUUUAAUUUUUGCAGAAAUGGAACAUGGGAGACUGGAGGUUCAUGUCAGCAAAACAUAGAACCAGAGACCAAUCUCACUGCAUUUGAACAUGAGCCAUGGCACAACCAAGUUAUCACUGAAACAAUUGAAGGGAUGAAAAUGGUUAAGCUUUUGAACAUCACUUACUUAUCCAAUCUGAGGAAAGAUGGCCACCCUUCAAGUCACCGGGAACCGGCAUUUCGAGCCGAAAAUAUCGAGGAUUGCAGCCAUUGGUGUCUUCCUGGAGUUCCAGAUAUCUGGAAUGAGCUUCUUUAUGCUUACAUCUUGUCCAAUGACCACAGAACCAGUUAG
Molecule: messenger RNA, 1614 nt
Organism: Dioscorea cayenensis subsp. rotundata (Guinea yam)
Lineage: Eukaryota; Viridiplantae; Streptophyta; Magnoliopsida; Dioscoreales; Dioscoreaceae
Product: protein trichome birefringence-like 8
Cellular component (GO): Golgi apparatus
Molecular function (GO): O-acetyltransferase activity
Source: RefSeq, a predicted model, not a curated record